UCAAAUGAUACAUUGAAUGUAUUGCAGGGAAUGGUUUCAAUGAACUCAUUGAGGCAAGGUGUAGCUGUUAUUUAUCUCAGGUGUUUAUUAUCAUUGAGGAAUAAAGAAAUCGGCAUUGAAAAGGAUAAAUGCACAGAGGAAAGAAAUACUGAUAAUAAUCUUG
Molecule: messenger RNA, 163 nt
Organism: Racocetra persica
Lineage: Eukaryota; Fungi; Glomeromycota; Glomeromycetes; Diversisporales; Gigasporaceae
Source: the annotation of a GenBank genome assembly